This is a messenger RNA of Haemorhous mexicanus (house finch), 919 nucleotides long. It is a transcript of the gene NDUFV2, whose product is annotated as NADH:ubiquinone oxidoreductase core subunit V2. Gene Ontology annotation, biological process: mitochondrial electron transport, NADH to ubiquinone. Lineage: Eukaryota; Metazoa; Chordata; Aves; Passeriformes; Fringillidae. The transcript has 8 exons. The record is from RefSeq and is a predicted model, not a curated record. The coding region runs from base 123 to 857 and encodes 244 amino acids. Gene Ontology annotation, molecular function: NADH dehydrogenase activity.
CGGCGCAUGCGUGCUGCGUGUCUCCUUGGCGCGGCGCGGCGGAGGGCGAGCCCGGGCCUCAAGGAGAGGGAUCGGGACAAGGAGGAGCAGCAGGAGCGGGGAUCGGCGCUACCGCUGCCGCCAUGCUCCUGUGCGCUGUUCUGCGCGCCGCGGCCGCACGCUCGGCAAGACAGAUCCGAUACCUGCAUGGAACAGCAGAGCGCAAUGCCACUGGAGCCUUAUUUGUGCAUAGAGAUAGUCCUGAAAACAAUCCAGAGACUCCAUUUGAGUUCACACCUGAAAACCUAAAGCGAAUAGAAGCGAUCAUAAACAACUACCCAGAGGGACACAAGUCUGCAGCUGUCAUGGCAGUACUGGAUUUGGCCCAAAGACAGCAUGGAUGGCUGCCCAUAUCAGCUAUGAACAAGGUUGCUGAAGUUUUAGAAAUGCCUCCCAUGAGAGUCUAUGAAGUAGCAACCUUUUACACCAUGUACAAUCGCAAACCUGUUGGGAAAUACCACAUUCAGGUCUGCACCACCACGCCAUGCAUGCUGCGAGACUCUGACAGCAUUUUAGAAGCCAUUAAGAAGAAACUUGGUAUUAAAGUUGGAGAAACAACACCUGAUAAGCUCUUCACGCUGAUAGAAGUGGAAUGUUUAGGUGCUUGCGUAAAUGCACCAAUGGUACAAAUAAAUGACAAUUACUAUGAAGAUUUGACACCCAAAGAUAUUGAAGACAUAAUUGAUGAGCUGAAGGCUGGCAAAGUUCCCAAACCAGGCCCAAGGAGUGGACGUUUUUCUUGUGAGCCAGCUGGUGGCCUUACUUCCCUGACUCAGCCACCCAAAGGACCAGGUUUUGGAGUUCGAGAUGAUCUCUAAGGAUUUUUGUAAUAUAUAAUGAACUGUCUGAAAAGAAUAAAGUAUCUUCAAUCUCAGUAAAA